Messenger RNA from Gastrolobium bilobum, 1218 nucleotides. RefSeq lists its product as uncharacterized. The record is from RefSeq and is a predicted model, not a curated record. Lineage: Eukaryota; Viridiplantae; Streptophyta; Magnoliopsida; Fabales; Fabaceae. The transcript is spliced from 4 exons. The coding region runs from base 50 to 994 and encodes 314 amino acids.
CCAUUUGGGUCAGAUAGCAUGUUGUUUCAAUCGCGUCAGUGAUCGGAUAAUGGGUGGCGGAGGAGCUAUGAGGACGGCGGCGAAGAUCGCCGGUGUCGGCGUCCCUACCCAGGGGUUAAGGGGCGCGCCGGUGGUGCACUCGAUCGAGCAGUCGGUCUGGAACUCUUCACGACCCGUGUCGGGUGCAGGGGUGUCGGCGAAAGCCGCUGAGGUGGCGCCGCUGCACACGGUGGCGUCAUGGGACUUGGACGAAUGGGAUUUCGCCGACGGCGGUGAUUUGGUCAUGGAGGCCGGUGAGCCCACGCCGAGAGUGGUGUUUGGCGCUGUCCCCACCUUUCAGGAAGCGAAGGAAGCAACCACCGAAUUGAAGGAAGCAAUUGAUCAAAUUUACCUUUCUCCUGAUUCUUCUCGAUGUGAGGGCUCAUCUCCUGGUAGUGAAGUCUCUGUUAUGUCUCCUACUCUUUUCGAGCCAGGGACCAAAUCUCGUGUCAUUGAGGCCAUUUCAAAUCCGUCAUUGCCAAAUCAUGCCUUUCAGGCUUUUCAAUUGCUUAGUAAUAGUUAUGAGGCCCAGACUGUUGUGGCUUCGAUUGCUUGUGACCCGAAUGUAUGGAAAGCAGUCAUGGAAAAUCCUGCAGUCAAUAAUUUCUUCCAAUCACAGCAGACAGUGGAAGAGUUAACAAAUUGUGAUGCAGUUGCUGGUUCUGAAGCAUUGGAAACUCCUGAAAAAGAGGAAGCUGAGUCAAACCCGGGAAAUGGUCUUUUUGAUUUCGUGGGUGACAUUCUGCAGAAUUUUAAGCUUACAGUUACUGAAAUGGUAAGCAGAUUGUCAAAUUACCUUCAGAGCAUAUUCCCAACACCUGAGAAAGAGAAACCAGAUGCUGAUGCUGAUGGAAAUGCAAAAGCGAAUUUCCUGGAUAAUAAGAAUUUAAUGGGAGGUACCUUCAUGGGAUUGGCAGUGAUUGUGAUAAUGGUGGUACUGGUGAGGAGGGCUUAAACUUUUAUAUUUAAAAUGAUAAUUUGUCGAGCUUUCUUAUCGUUUUAAAAGUUUGUAGUAAAAUAUGAAAUACAACCUAUCCCAGUGGGGAUAAAGUUGAUGGUGGUGGUGAUGAUAAUUAUGUUGAUGUAGUUAAAUACAUUUGGAGUAACAUAUGAAUUGUUUGUCUCCUCGUUUAUGUAUUUCUCUUAACAUCCGAAAGUCAGCCCACAUGUUUAUUUGUU